Messenger RNA from Papilio polytes (common Mormon), 1506 nucleotides. RefSeq names its product GPN-loop GTPase 2. The transcript is spliced from 2 exons. Gene Ontology annotation, cellular component: cytoplasm. The coding region runs from base 593 to 1489 and encodes 298 amino acids. The record is from RefSeq and is a predicted model, not a curated record. Gene Ontology annotation, molecular function: GTPase activity. NCBI's taxonomy places the organism in Eukaryota, Metazoa, Arthropoda, Insecta, Lepidoptera, Papilionidae.
AAAUUGUCUAUGUAAAAUUUAUUUGUCAAGGCGAGGUUUAUUUAUUCCCCGUUUCGUACCAUAUCUCUUACAAUAUUAUUUUUUCUUUGCAAGUAACUGGAUCGAACUAAAACUGUUCGCAUAAGAGAAAAGCACUUUUGUUAUUGGGAAAGUAAUCAAAGAUUAAACUGAACAAUGGAUUUAUUAAAUAGUAUGAAAAAUUUAACCAUCAAACAUACACAAAAUGAUGGUGACCAACAAUUUUUUAAGUCCAUAUCAGCAGAUAUUGACGAUGUUGCCACAGAAAUUGUUUUGGCUGAAUAUGUUGAAAAGAUUUUACUUAUUGUGUCUCAAUAUCAAAAAAUAGGCAGUAUGCUAAUGAUACAAAAAGACCAAGUUCAUAGUCCUCUAGGUACAGAUGACAUUUAUACAACAAAAGUAAUUUUUGGUGCCACAGGGGAAGAUCAACUUGUAGCAGCAAGAUACUUAGCUGAGGCCAUCAAAAUCACAAAACCACUCUGUAUAUUCAUAAAUCUGAAAUCUUAUGACAUUGAAACUGUAAAAGCUUGCAAAGAUAUCAUUUUGGAUUUGAAGAAAGAGGAAAAGUAAAAUAAUGGAAGUAGCAACAACUAAUACAUUCAAAACUGUAAAUAAGUUAUAUGGUCAACUUGUAAUAGGACCUCCGGGUGCAGGAAAGACAACAUAUUGUGACAAAAUGGCUCAUUUGCUAAAGAAAUUAGGAAGAAGAAUCAUUAUUAUUAAUUUAGAUCCUGCCAAUGAAACUAUGUCCUACAAAGCUGAUAUCGACAUCAGACAACUAAUAGCCCUUGACGAAGUUAUGGUUCAUUAUAGUCUUGGUCCGAAUGGAGCAUUAUUAUACUGUUUGCAGUAUUUAGAGAAAAAUAUUGACUGGUUAUUAAACCAAAUGAAAGGUGACCAUGGUACAAAUUUUAUCUUUGACUUACCUGGUCAAGUGGAGCUCUAUUGCCAUCAUGAUGUGGUAAACAAUAUUUUCUCCAAGUUGAUUGAAAAAGCAAAUUUACAAUUAUGUGUAGUUCAUCUUGUUGACUCACAUCAUUGUUCUGAUGCUGGUAAAUUCAUUUCUGCAUUGAUGCUAUCACUUUCCGCCAUGUUAAAGAUUGCUCUGCCACAUGUUAAUUUAUUAACAAAAGUUGAUAUAUUGAAAAAACAUAUGGACAAACUUGAAUUUGGCAUAGAUUUCUACACUGAUGUUUUGGAUUUAAAUUAUCUGUUGGAUAGUUUGGAUGGUGAUAGGUUUACUGCAAAAUAUAAGAAACUGAAUGCGGCUCUUGUGUCUAUUAUUGAAGAUUACAGUUUAGUAUCAUUUCAACUGGUGAAUAUAUUCAAUGAAGAUAGUUUGAUGUCUGUUAAAAAAUUAGUGGAUAAGACUAAUGGAUUUGUGUUUAAAGCAGAAGAGGGUAGACACAUAAAUAGUAUGUUAGCUUGUGCUAUGGGUGUCAAUGAACCUGAAGAUAUGAAUACCUUGUAAUAAAUAUUAAAUCUGCA